This is a messenger RNA of Marchantia polymorpha subsp. ruderalis, 2514 nucleotides long. NCBI's taxonomy places the organism in Eukaryota, Viridiplantae, Streptophyta, Marchantiopsida, Marchantiales, Marchantiaceae. The record is from the annotation of a GenBank genome assembly.
AAACUUGUAGUGGUAUAGUUGCAGAACGAAAGAUCACGACAACAGUAUUGCUUCGAGCGACUGCACUUUCUACGCUAUGGUUGUAAUUUCUCCUCGGGAUCUUUUGUUAAGCUCAUAUCGUAAAAACUUUAUAAAGAGGCUGUUGCACAGAUCUGAAGUUCGAAGGAUGAAGACAUUCGGAAAGUCCAGGUGUCGAGGAAAUGAUGAGAAAAGCAACGUUGAUUUCGAGUGGUUGUUCCCGCGGGGCUUUGGGCUUCGAUCUUUUUUUUGGUUCGAAGACUUAUGAAUAUUGAUCAUCCGUGAACAAAAGCUGCACAAAUCAGCAAUGGAAUAUAGUUUCAAUAUGAAACUCAAACAACGGACGAAGUGAACGAUGAACAAGACACCUUACAUUGUUGCCUUGAUGUGACUGAGGAUGAUGAAAUGCGGUAGCCGGUCGGAAAAAUUCAUAGUUGCAAACUGAACCCGAGACUUAAAGAGUAACGUGUUCAUGCUCGCAAAUCCAGUGCUUCAUAUUCUUCAGUAUUCUCAACGUGACACCGAGCUUAUCAAGACAAUCUCAUUUCGUCUUGAUUCGCAAGGCCAGCCGCUAGGUUCUCGCGUGGCAGGAGUUGACUGCGUAUUUGGCUGUAGCAUGUGCACGGCGGCGCCUAGCUACCAAACUGAGGUGCUUGGGAGCACAAAAGACUGAUCCCAGUGUAAUACGGUGUAGAUACAAAUCGUGACACUGGGAGUACUCGUGCUCAUAAUUUGUUCUGCAGGCUGGAUCUCAGUCGCACGCGCUGCGCUUGCAGUUGUACGCGUCCUCGCCUCAUUUGCAGGCUCUUCCUCAAGAGAGAGGGUUCUGCACAGCUGCAGAGGAGCUCGGUACGCUUGAAUCUGGUCAUGAUGGGCCUUGUCUUGUCUUGCUGAAUGAUUGCAAAGUCUCUGCUGAAGACUUCAAUCAUCACAUACUGUCAACUUUCUUGCGAGGGUACAGAGGUUCAAGUCAAACAUUUCGUUUUAUUUUGUCAAGUUCUCAUGACUGGGCGCCAUUCCAGAUUCAGCCCGCUGAAGUUCAGGUUGCUCCUCGCAAGUUUUGUUUAUUCUAGGUAUGUUGUUCGAGUGUACUGGUUUGAACAUGUCACCUCUUCACGUACGGAGCUUCUAUCACAUUUAAACAUGCUGAUUCAACAGCAUUCGGAUAGUUCCUGUCAUUCAACUCAGGAUCGUGAUCUUUCUGGUAGUUUUGGUGCAGAGGGCGAAGAAUAUGUUAUGAAGGAUGCCUUGUUGGCUGAAAAUAGUUUUGAAGUUACACCCUUGCAUCACCUGUUAACGGACUCUUCUUCUCAUGGUGACUGUUCACUUCAUGACAAGUCAAAGGAGGGUCGUUUGGAAAAGCCUAGGGGGAAAUUAAAAGUGAGAUUGCAAACAUACCCUCGAAGUUUUGCGGAAUUUCUGGCGGAGGAGCUAACAGGCAUUGACUGUCAGUUACAUAAUUUUUCUCAAAGUUUGUACGCGCUAGAAGUGGAUGGAAAGUACCGAUAUGGGCUAUCAUCCGGAGCCGAUAUGUAUCUUGCACCUUGCGACAGAGAAGAUCUGGCGAAAGACUACAUAGCGAGAGCUGCCUUGAAGCUUGAAGAAGUUACCCAAGUUUGUGGGUUUAAGUUGAACAAGGACAUGAUUGCUAUGGAUCUUGGUGCGUCACCUGGGGCGUGGACCCAGUUUUUGAGCAAACAUAUACAAAGAGUUGUUGCUGUCGACCCUGCUGAGCUAAAUGGACAAGUUUUGCAACAGAAUGUUACUCAUAUUCGCAAGCUGGCACAAGAUGCAACUGAAGAACUCGUUGCAUGGAGCGAAGGCAAGGGAUAUGAUCUGCUGGUCUGUGAUGUCAACCGCCAUCCAGUAGAAGCUGCAAAACUUGUCUCACCAUUACUGCCCUAUCUCAAAGAGGGCGGUCUCCUUGUGCUCACACUCAAGUUUCAUGGUCGGGGGAGGGACAAGGAGCAAAAGGUGGAUGAAAUCAAAGGCAUUUUUCGAAAGGUUUUAAUUAAAACAGACUGCAUUUGGCUUCUCGCAAAUAGCAUAUACGAACGAACGUUUGUUGGAAUUAAAGGAAACCAGUAGUCGAGAUCCCUAUAGUGACAAUUCAUAUUGAGCAGGAUACAGAGAAUAUUUUUUCCAAGCUUCAUAUCGAUGUCCUGGUGGUUAACUGUUCACUGAGACGGUCAUUUGUUCGACAUUUGCUACGUAAUCUUUAUAGCUAUUGUCGUGGACAUCCGGAGGAUUGGUGUUUUUCACUAUCGGGCUUUCGGUGUCAAACUAGCUGUACUGUAUCUGAAAAAUUUGUUCAUGCGCUCAGACUGCAAGUCGAGGUAUUACACACGCUGCUUAGGGAUGCCAAACAUCGCUGAAGGGUGGGACAAGCUCUGCAUGUAAGACUCUAGCUAGCGCAGAGUUUAAAUCAUCACCACGUAGUCAAGUCUUAUCAAAACUUACAUCUCGUGAAACAAAAUGGAGUAAAAAUGUAUGAGG